AUGGAGGACCCCUCGACGCUCGUCUCGACGCUGGGCCUCGUUGUUUUGGGCCUUUACACCUUCGUUUGGUCCAUCUCCAUCUUGGGCCUUGUCCAGGCCAAACAUGCCACGCCCGCCUCGUCUCCUGCCUCGCUUCCUGGCGUCAGCAUCCUCCGGCCAUUGGCAGGUCUUGAUCACAACCUGGCCCUAAAUUUGAGCUCUUCAUUCGAGCAGGUGUAUCCAUCAGACAAGUUUGAGAUUAUUCUCAGUGUCAAGGAUGAAUCCGAUCAGGCCCGACCUGUGGCGGAGGAGAUCUCGUCGCGAUAUCCUCACAUCGAAAGUACACUCGUUGUGGGCGAUGAGUCUUGCGGAGUCAAUCCAAAGGUUGCCAAUCUCGUUAAACCAUAUGCCAUCGCCAAACAUGACAUCAUCUGGGUUCUUGAUUCUCAGUGCGCUUUAUCGCCACAUGCUCUCCUUCGCGCCGUGCAGUCCCUACAAAGUACUCCGAAAGUGGUUUCGCCAUCAAAUCUACGGCAGCGGACCCGCAGCUUUCUUUGGUCUCCGCCCCGCGUAGGACUGGUGCACCACGUACCUCUAGGCGUUUCGCCAAGAGCCUCGAUGGGCUCUUUCGUCGAGGCGGCAUUUUUGGGAGGCAAUCACGCAAAAAUGUACAUGGCCAUCAACAGCUUGGCUAUUGACUCGUGCGUAGUGGGCAAAAGCAAUUUGUGGCGAAAGAGCGAUCUGCAAAGAGUGCCCGACAAAUUUUUCGGCGUCGGAGACCAGGGCACAAGAGGUGAAGCUGGGGCUAUUGGUGGCACCGCGUUUCGAAGCAACAACGGCAAUGAGAUGGAAAGUAGCCUUGAAUGUCAAAACGAGCAAUCUCUCGUAUCGGCAGGACCUUCAAGAGCACUGGCGAGAUUCGCGAUCUACCUUGCCGAAGACAAUAUGUUGGCCUUGUCCUUGUGGCGUCCCCCGCUCUCUCUGACACACGUCUUACAACCACUUGACGUGGUCCGUUGUAGCGUUGGCGACAUACGCAGCAUAGGUGACUAUGCAGCCCGGAGGAUGCGAUGGAUUCGCGUCAGAAAGCACAUGGUUCCGGCAGCGACAUAUCUCGAGCCUUUCACAGAGAGCGUUCUCGUCGCUUGUCUAGCGAUCUGGGCCUUUCUUUAUGCAUGGGAUUUUGCUCGUAUAUGGGCGAGUGUAUUCGCUUUCUCUCAUUUCGCGCUAUGGCACCUCGUCGAUUUCGAAGUGCUCAGGACGCUGCAAGAAGCAAAUGCGCUUGGUUUGUCAUCACACGGGGAUGCACUUCCCUCUGGCACCAGUCAACCUGUAACCGUUAUCGAUUGGACGGAUGCCUCGCUGGUUCGCAAAUUACGUCUAGCUUGGGUCUUGAGAGAGGUACUCGCCUUCCCAAUAUGGCUGUGGGCGAUGUGUGGGAACACUGUCGUCUGGAGACACCGCCGAUAUCGGAUCUUGUCGGAUGCCAGAGCGGCAGCAAGUGUCGACUAUGACGGGGGCGCUCUGAGUCGCUGCUCCAUCAGCGUUCUAAUCAAGCGUUGGCUUACCUCUUCAGGAGCCUCUACAGCAGACGGCUACGAGUACGUCAACCUAUAA
Acaromyces ingoldii is the source of this 1596-nucleotide messenger RNA. RefSeq lists its product as hypothetical. Gene Ontology annotation, molecular function: ceramide glucosyltransferase activity. The record is from RefSeq and is a predicted model, not a curated record. The coding region runs from base 1 to 1596 and encodes 531 amino acids. Gene Ontology annotation, cellular component: membrane. NCBI's taxonomy places the organism in Eukaryota, Fungi, Basidiomycota, Exobasidiomycetes, Exobasidiales, Cryptobasidiaceae. Gene Ontology annotation, biological process: glucosylceramide biosynthetic process. The transcript is spliced from 4 exons.